This is a messenger RNA of Chaetomium strumarium, 1872 nucleotides long. RefSeq lists its product as uncharacterized. Lineage: Eukaryota; Fungi; Ascomycota; Sordariomycetes; Sordariales; Chaetomiaceae. The transcript has a single exon. The record is from RefSeq and is a predicted model, not a curated record. The coding region runs from base 221 to 1603 and encodes 460 amino acids.
CUGAUCAGUCGCGUCGAGAUUGGCUUGGGGCUAGGCUUAAUUUAAUCCUUCUUUUAUUAUGGUUGAACACCAAAAGCCCUAGACUACCGAGUGCACACUCUCAUUCAUGAUUCUACUUAGAUUGCAUAAUAAAUUUACAGCAUUUAGUCAAAGGCUGUUGAAUGCCUUCCACGAACCCAUCCAUUAAUUAUUUUAACUAUUUCUAGUUCACUCACACACGAUGCCGUACGACCCAGACUGGGAUUUGCGGGACGGGGAGCGAGUCGCCGAUAUAAAUUCCACCAGCGCUGUAUCCGACUACAGGAACCUGUCAGAUGUCGAGGAGUCAGAUGGGAUGGGCAUGGACGAGGGGGGAGAACAGUACGACUCAACCGAGGAGCAGGAGGAUUUCAUGGACUCGGAAGAUAUGGAAGUCGACCAACUUGGACCCCGCGGAGAUCAACGUUCAGAAGGAGCCCUGGACGACACACCUAAACCUCGCCUACCAUUCCCUGGAGCAGCCGCAGUUGCAAAGCUAGCUCAGGUCGAAGUGGUCCUUUACUCCAGUACUAGUAGUCCAUUGAAGGAUGCGCUCGUACCAGCAGGCGAACUUCCUGGUGACGACGGGGACGACACGAACCUUGUCACUUCGGACAUUGUACCGGAAUCUCGAAGCAAGCGCCAUGAAGAAUCACCCACAAAGGCGCCGGCUGUUUCUACUAGUACCACAGGAGUGCAACCCCCUGUGGCUCGCACCGUAUCAGCCACGGCCACCCCUCAACCUAAAAAACGCGGACGUCCGUUUGGAUGGCGGAAGGGAUUCGGCUCGUAUUCGGCCCUGAAGGCGGGGCUCCCGCCGGGCUCACUGCCGCCGGGCUCAUCCACACCGCGGCCGAAAGCCAAGAAGCCGACCAGCGAGCAAAAGCCACGGCGCCGACCUGGCAGGAAACCCGCGCCCACUGCCCGCCAGCUCUAUCUCCGACUCAACCCGCACUUCAUCACCUUUCGCUGCGAGUGGGAAGGCUGUCCAGCAGAGCUACAGAACCUCGAGACGCUGCGGAAGCAUCUCCUCAUCGUCCACGGCCGCCCAUCAGCGUCAUCAUCGACGACAGCAGCCGGCCCAUCCUCCCAAACGCCCUCAAGCCACUCACCACUAACCUGCAAAUGGUCGACCUGCGCCUGCCCGCCGCUCGCCACGCGCGAAGCCUUCACGGCGCACCUCGAGAAAUCCCACCUGGCGCCCUUCCUCUGGCACGUGGGCGACGGCCCGCGCAGCAGCACGCCCUCCCUGGCCUUUUCGAUCCAUAAGGACCAGGACGCGGGGGACAAGGACAAACCGCUACCCUCGUACCUCUUCGACUCCAGGGGAAACCAGGUCACCCCCUCGAUCCGCGACCAGCAGUUGGAGAACGAGGACGACCGCAAGAAGCGGCAGGCCCGGCUCAACCGGGUCGUGCAGCAGCGCGACCAGAACGCGCCUGACGAGCCCGAGUACACCGUUGAGGAGCUCAAGGGGAUGGCGGAGGCGAUGAGCGGGAAGAGGGCGCGGCAGAAGAUGUUUAGGGACUAUGCUGACCGUGUGUGCGGGGGCGGGAUGGCAGAGUGGAGGGGGUUGUUGGCCUAAAAAUCCCAUUUCAUGACAUAUUCGACGGCAGGAAGUGCAUACGGGGGACAUCCGAAGGAUACUGUACUUGGCGUUAGAGGGCGGGAGCGAAAGGCAUUGCUUUCACUUGUGCUUGUCGGGCCACUCUUGUUGUUGCUGUAAUACUGUAUCGUGUCGCUUGAUGUGCAGUGUUACCCUACCGUAGCUGGAGGAGCAGCAACUGCACUACUGGGCAGGUAGUAGGAACAAGGGGAACAAGCCCACCAUCACAUCAUCACAGAUGCCUUGCU